Molecule: messenger RNA, 636 nt
Organism: Daldinia caldariorum
Lineage: Eukaryota; Fungi; Ascomycota; Sordariomycetes; Xylariales; Hypoxylaceae
Exons: 3
Coding region: 1-636 (211 amino acids)
Source: RefSeq, a predicted model, not a curated record
AUGGCCGAUCAACUCAAAGCCGCAGAGGCUCUAUAUCAGGGGAGCAAUGAUAUCACCCACGCCGUCAUUGGCGGAUUUGCUGCCGUUUUACUCGGCCACAAUCGUAGCACUCAAGAUGUUGAUGUUGAAAUCAACUUUGCAGCCAACAUGAGAGACGAGCUUGUGCAGCUCUUGAUAGAGCAAGACAACAGAUUCGCAGUCCAGCACCGUAAACUGUUAUUCGCGCCGACGGACUCCGCCGAUAAAGUUUUGAUUGAAACCCUCCCUUUGGGAGAGCUUGGACUUCCACGCGAGCUUCGUAUCUUCAAGCUUGAAAGCUCCGAAAUUCCUAUCCUCCAUCCCGCCGUUCUUAUCUUGACCAAGAUGAAGCGCGCAGCGCAACUUAUCGCCAGUACGCGCCCUUUGCCACGCGCCAAGUUCCACGCCGACUGUUCGGACAUCACGUACCUUUUGAACUGGCUUGCGCAGCGAGACGCGACGAUUGAUUUCGUCGGAUACAAAUCUGCAACGGUGGAUCGCUUGUACAAGGCAGUCAUCGAUCUCGUCCACCAUUGGCGAACAACCGACCGGGAUAUGGUUGAUCUGCUGGCUUCAGUUCUUGAGCCGGGUGAUCGCGAGAAAGUUAUGGAUGGUUGA